AUGGCCUCCGCUUCCUUCCGAGACUCGAUGAAUUCGCUGGGGUGGAGCAGGAGGGAGCCAGACUUGCCCGUCAACACGGCGCCGCCCUCGCUGCUGGGCCGCAUACAGAGCCUCAACCCCUUUGGCGAGGGUGGCUAUGUACGAUUGCCCAUCACAGAGACGAACCCGGGCGCCCCUCUCCCCGCGCCCACUCGGAGAGAAGAGGAAGAGGGGUGGUUUGCGCUGAGUCGGUGGGACCGAUUGCUCGUAUUUGGCGGUCUGCUUCUUGCUGCAUUGGCCAUGUUUGCUGUCUGUAUUGGCCUCAUGUUCACGCCUCUCUUUAUCGUUAAACCGCGCAAGUUUGCCAUCCUAUGGUCCAUGGGAAGUGUUCUGUUUCUGGGAGCAUGGGGUGUCUUGAUGGGCCCAGUCCAAUACUUUCAGCAUCUCAUUUCUGGUCCGAGGCUUCCGUUUACGGCGGCUUAUUUUGGAAGUAUUGCGCUCACUCUAUUCUUUUCACUAGGUCUGCACAGCACCAUCCUCACCUUCAUUGCAGCUAUCGUCCAGCUAGUCUGCCUGCUCUGGUACAUUGUGUCGUACUUUCCCAUGGGCUCGUCCGGCCUGCGCUUUGCAGCCCGCUUUGGUGGAAACCGUGUGGCGGCAUGGAUGAACGAUUGAGCUUGUUCCAAGCUACAUUACGAAUGCCAUGUGGCUAUGGUACUUGGUACAUACGCAUCAUGUCUGCGCAACGCGCGUCGGACAAAAUAUAUGGUAUAUUUGCCACGGCAGCAUCUUCCAUGCAGCAUCUUGCCCUUUCCGCGCGAAUAUACUCACUUGCUAGGAUGCUUCCUACAGGCUUCUUCCUAGCCCAUCACGUUGCGCAGUCACGCACGCGUACU
Pyrenophora tritici-repentis Pt-1C-BFP is the source of this 875-nucleotide messenger RNA. RefSeq lists its product as uncharacterized. Lineage: Eukaryota; Fungi; Ascomycota; Dothideomycetes; Pleosporales; Pleosporaceae. The record is from RefSeq and is a predicted model, not a curated record.